Messenger RNA from Cetraspora pellucida, 275 nucleotides. NCBI's taxonomy places the organism in Eukaryota, Fungi, Glomeromycota, Glomeromycetes, Diversisporales, Gigasporaceae. The record is from the annotation of a GenBank genome assembly.
AACCACAAUACAAAUUCCAAAAAAACUAAUUACAAACCCUCACAUACCUACAACUCUGAAGUCUGUUACAACAAAUUUCUUGCAUACUUCAACCUACCUCUAAUCCCACAAGAUCAAACUAUUGGUUCUUUUCUUAAACACCUUCAACAACAUAAUCUUACACAUUAUGCUAAUUUUUCUAUUAAUACUAACAUUAGCGAAGCCCAUAUCUAUUUACCUUCCAAACUGCACCUAUUACCAGAACAUACUUUCAUUAAUCAAAAGCUCCUACACCA